AAAACCAGGUCCUGCCUAAUAGAUAGUAGCGGCUUUAUUGCGCCAUCCAGGUUAUUAUAUGUGGAUCAAGAUUAUACCACCACCAAGAUUAUACCACCGUCAUCUAGAGAGCUUUUUGAGUAGCAUUACAUUUUCCUUUUCGUUAGUUUUCUUCACGCUAAAAGUAAAAUCCAAAUUGUCAUGCAAAAAAGUUAAAUUAGUUUUCCUUUUCCAGCAGAAGUCACGUAGCUGUGAUUGCUUCAGGUACCCCCAGCCCCACCCAAGUACGCAUCAAGACUAGUGCAGCGGCUACACCAUCAGCUCUACUAUGUUGUUUUACGAAGCGGAGGCCGGGCCGGCCGCUCCAUCUCCUACAACGGCUGCCAGCCGCGACGGGUCUACGGACCGGUUACCCCCACCAUUACCCCGGAACAGCUCGACGAGGAGCGAGGACAUCCAGCGCAGCAGCUUUUCCAACCUGCUAUCCCGGUACGACAAAACCGAGUUGUCGCCCCGGUCGUUGCAGCGCCUCACCAACCCGACGGUGUGGAGUCAGAGUAAUGUUUUGAAGGCCGCGUCGCUUUCGCCUACUAGAAACAAAGCUCGGGUAUCAUUUGUAAAAACGUCCCCUUCCCAGAGUUGUGAUGCAGAUUUGCAAUGACAGGAACAUUUGUAAUGCGCAUCUCCAUGAGGGGCGUUUCUAGUGGUGUUUUGGGAUUUGUAAUGCUGUAACCAGGAUAAGCAGAUGGAUUUGUGAUGCGCUUGCCCUUGCUAACCUGCACUACACUACGCACUGCAACUUGUGAUGCGUGAGUCCCAAAACUUCCAUGUUUGUGUUGCAAAAUCCCCAGAUUGACUCUGGGGCGGGGAUGUUUUUACACAUGAUAUUGGGGCGAGGUGAUUCACGUGCGCACGUCCAGCGCCAGCCCGCUGUUCACGGAUGUGGACUUGAUUCACCGCAACAGCGUGGACAAAAUCAAACCUGACCCGCGUUUGGCGAAAAACCCGCAGGGACCGCGUUCGGGGCCGCCGAUGCGGAGCCGGAGUCCGGGGGGAAAUGAACAAUCAGCGCCAAAGAAGCGGGUUUCGUUCUCCCCCGAAGCACGGCCGGAGGGCAUUGGGGAUUUGCUGGCCCGGUAUGGUAGUAAUUCGACGGGGUCUACCCAGGGGGCGCGAAAUUAUAGCGGCGGCAGUAGAACAACAACUUCGGCAGGUUCUUUGAGGGCAAGUGUAGUUUCCCCGGUGGGAAGCACACCCUCGCCGGAGCAGCAGGCGAAACUCUUAUCCGACGGCCGGAAGGUUCUACUCGGAAACAACAGUACAACGGCUUCUUCGCCUGUCGGCACGCAGCCUCUGACGGCAGUAGAAGAGCUACCGGGCUCAACAUCUGCUCAACGGUCGAAGGAGGACGAUUUGGGCAAGGUGAUGCAGAUGGUGGAUGAAUCACGAGCGGCGGACGCUGUAACGCGCCGAACAGGGGUCGUUCCAACUACGACACAGCAGCAGAAUUCUAGUACACAGCAGAAUCUGAUGAACCUUGGCUCUACUACUUCUCCAGAUAGAUCUUCAGCGCGCGAGCGGUCAGAUUCGCUGCGGGAAAACUUGCGCAGAAGGAGCGUUGCUGCAAAUAACGUCGUGCAAGAUGAUGAACUACCGCGAACACAACAAGCACAGCAAGUGACGACCAAGAAAUCCUCCGUGCAGCCGGCAAAAUUGGAGCGACGGAGCGAAGUGAUCCGGAUAAACCAGGAAUUGCCGCAAGGAGAGUUGUCGCGGUUUAGCCAGCAGCUGAGUUACCGGCACAUGAACAUCUCUAGUAAAGAUGAUCCGGGGAAAAUAGUAGCGGAGAGAAGGAGUACCACCACGACGAUCCACGAACCGCUGCUGAACGCCUACACGACGAUGCCGCAGCCACUUUAUCACCUGUAAAAAUGUCUGGGUCUGGAAGAAUGCAACUUGUCAUGCUGAUUUUGAAUUCUAAAAAAAUCUGUAUUGCAUGGGCAGCAAAGAGAGCCCAAGUUUUGCUACACGGAAAGAGCAUUUGUCAUGCGGUAUAGGCAUCAGGAAGCCCUCGCAAAAUCUGUGAUGCUAGGGCAUGCAUCACAGACAUCAGAAGUCAUGCAAAAUGUGCAUGACAAACCUGGAAAUCUUCCAGACCCAGACAUUUUUACAUUUGAUACACUUGUAUCAGCUGCAAAUACUGCCACAGAAACGCAAACAAGAACUUCUUCCUCAACGAGACCUACCCCUCACCAAGAGCCGAUAUCAAGUAAGAAACCAAACGGGCCCAGAAAGGUGCCGCCUCUUCCGAUCCCGCAGGACGCGGACUUCCCCGACGCGGAUUUUUCCUCGUCCAGCGCCGAGCCGGGGGUCGAGGUGGCGCAGGUCGUGCAAGAAUUUGUCCGCCCCGCCCCGCCCCGUCCGAAACCGGCCUCGCCAAAGCCCACCGCGAGUUCCCGCCUGGCGGUGAAGCCGCGGCUUGAUUUCAUGCCCGCGGUGAUCAAGAGUCCUCAACAAGGCUUUCAGAUUGGACAGCAGGGCGCUAAUCGUGGGGAAAAACAUUUGUCUCCCGGGGUUGCAGGCGCUGCACGGACAAGUAGAACUACUUCGCCGAUUGUGUUGAAACGGAGCAAGGUUUCACGAAACAGUAGCAGGGGGCAAGACACUAGCGCGGAAAUCGUAGAUGACACUGCUGGAGCUGAAGCUGCUGCUGUGGACCAGGAACUGCAGAAAUUGCUGGAAAAACUUCCACCGCAAGAAGUUGGUGCCCCUUCUCCUCCGGAGAAUCAUUCCGAAGCAGCGUCCCAAAAGUCUACGAUUCUGCAAGACGAGGAAGUAGAUCACCAGAAACGGAGAAGUAGUAAAAAUAGGCCCCGCACCAGGGAGAGCAAGUCCUCUUCUGGCGUCGAUCUUUCCGAGAUACAGGAGCAGGCCGCGGCCGAAGUGCGGAAGAAGCCAGUUAAGGUUCUCCCAACGGCCACGCAGUCAGAGAAGUCCUCGGGUGUCUCUUCGCAGCGCAAGGUCGUGUAUUCCGGCGCCGCGGCUGUGAUGGCAGAAAGAUAUAGUGCGAAGAAUCGACCCUCUACUCAGCUUGGGAUUUUGAACAAGGAGGAGCAGCAUGACGAUAUCAUCAGUAGUCCACCUACUAGCAGUGCCGCAGAACUUCUACAUCAACGUGAAUUGAGUGCAGCGGCGACCAGCAGUAUUGACUUGGCCGAUUUUUCCCUCCCCGGUGGACCCCCGUCUUCGCGCGACGACGGGAGCAGCAGCUUUCGGAGUGCCGUGGAGUCGGAGGUGCGCCCGUUUUCCAUGGAUAUGGUGGGUGACGGAGCAGAAGGCGACGCAGCUUCCUCGGCUGACGAUAUUCCGGGCCGGAAUAGAGGUGGUCAUCGACGUGCGAAUGUAGGCACUGAAGGAGAGGCUGCGGAUGACCUGGUCGUUGAGGAGAGUGGAAACGAAAGUUUUCAAAGUGCACUCGCCGGUGAGGUGUCGGAGGAUGGGCCAGAAGUUCUUGCUGUGGUUAAAGGGGGAACCAGCUCUGCUGGUCGCGCAGCAGAAGCAUCUUCUGAUCUCGGGCAGAAUAAGGAAGAGAGUAGAAAAGGUAGCCCACUUGUAGUGAGACGGAAAAGUUCCAAUAAGUCCACAGAACAAGAACGCGCAGGCCGACGGCGCUCCAGCACGAACGAAAGAGGAUCUUCUGUUGUGGUGAAAAGGAGAAGUAGAAGAAGCUCGUCGAGCAAAACCGCGGACACUACUACUGCUCCCCGCCUUGAUGCACAGGAGGAGAUGUUGACCAGAGCAAGCAUCAAAGCUGAAGCGGCCACCACUUCCACCACACCGGCGAAGAUUCUGCAGAUGCAGGCGUCGUUUGAUUUCUUUUCUGCACGGAACGGAAACAUGAAUCAGAAACAAGCUCCGAAGAAAAUGCAGUCGUUAGUACAACCUGCGGUGCUGAAAGAACCCUUGAUGCCGCAGAGUCAGCUCUCCCUACUGCCGGCCCAAAGCUCUCUGCGGAAGAACAAGAAAGCUCCGGUCCGGGCAGCGGAGGGCGAGGCGAGCAGCGGCAGCGAGUCCGUAUCAAAUGCAAAAAUGUCUGGGUCUGGAAGGUGGUAACCUGUCAUGGUAAAUCUGAAGCAUGCAAAAAUCUGUGUUGCAUGAGUGCCAAAAGCUGUCCACUUUCGACCAAGUUGGGAGAGAGUUUCUCAUGCAGGGUGGGCAUGGCAGAGACCUCGCAGAGUCCGUCACACUAAGUCCCGCAUUACAGACCUCACGGCUCAUGGAAAAUCUGCAUGACAAACUUCUGCACUCUUCUAGACCCAGACACUUUUGCAUUUGAUAAUCCGGCAGCGGUAGCGAAUCCGGCAGCGGCGGUGAUGAGGAGGAGAGCGAGGGCGUCGAGAGUGGCGAGGCUGGUGCGAGCAAUCAAGGCAACACCGCUAGCAACGAGGAAAAUAGCGGGGAAGGCGGUGGUGGUACGGGUACCAACGAGGAAAGUACAGGAGGUGAGGAUAGCCAAGAAGAACAAUCUGGGGCUGGUGACAGCAAGGAGGAACAAGACACGAACACCAAUGACAGUGGUGCGAGUGGCGAAGAUGUCGAGGAGGAGCCCGGGUCCUUCGGCUCGCAGCAACAGGGCUCUUCCCAGCACAAACACGUGAGCUCCUUCGGUUCCUCCCAACAACAAUCGCCAUCCCAACAGCAGUCCCAGCUCGGUUCCUACCAACACCAAACGCCAUCCCAACAGCAGUCUCAUUCCCAAGUGGGAUCGUCGCAAAUGAAGGGGGCUACCUCGCAAAGCCCGGAGGGCAGCACUGACCACGACGAGGAAAGUGACAGCGACGAGGAAAAGCCUGCGAGUGGUUCCAAAAAGGGCAGCCAGCCAUCGAGUUUGGGCGGAAGUUUCGCCCAAGCGGACAGUGGGAGCGGGAGUGACGACGACAAGAAGUCCUCUGACGGAAAGAAAUCGGACGGGAAGAAAUCUAGUUCAUCAUCUUCCAGUGACGGGAAAGAAAAGCCCGCGAGUCAACUGACCAAGAAGUCCAGCAGUAAAGCGUCCAGUUUGGGCGGGAGCUUUGCGCAAGCGGACAGCGGAGAUGAUGGCAGUGACGAUGACAAGAAGUCGGACGGAAAGAAGUCUGAUGGCAGCGACGGGAAAAAGUCCAGUGACAGUGGGGGGAAAAAGUCUAGUGACAGUGGAGGGAAAAAGUCCAGUGACAGUGGCGGGAAAAAGUCUAGUGACAGUGGCGGGAAGAAGUCCAGUGACAGUGGCGGGAAAAAGUCUAGUGACGGGAAAAAAUCUUCUGACGGGAAAAAGUCCAGCGGGUCUGAUUCAGACGACAAGAAAACCGCCGCGCCACCGGGGAGUUUUGGAGGACAAGGCAGCGACGCCGCUGGCAGCUAUGACGGGUCUAAAAAGAAAGCAGGCAGUGACGACAGGCCCGGUAGUAGUUCCGGCGGUGGCGGUGGGAGUUCGGGCGGGGGCUUCGGCGGUGCGAGUAUGGGGGGAAGCUUUGCACCGAACCAGGCGGCGAGCCUGGCCACCAGCCACUCCAGCCCCGGCACGCAAAGCGCGAUGGGCGGCGCGCCCAGCAUGGGGUUUGGCGGUGGCAGCAUGGCCCCCGCCCACCCCAUGGGCGGUUUCGCGGGCCACGACAGCGCCCACCAACCCUUCGGCGGCGGGGCGGAUUUGGAGCGACACUACGGCGAGUUCGCGCCCGGCUUCGGCCAGGGCCUGACCGGCGGCUUCCGGGCCCCGAAGGCCGCCACGCACAGCGAGCACGAACAGCAACACAAACCCUACCAGCCGUUUAUGGCGUGCUCAGAUGUUACAAUCUCAAACGUUACAAUAGAAUCUGGAAUUUGUCUUGCAUGAACAGCAUCAGUACCAUACAGAGACUUAGGCUUUUCGCAAUACAAAUUUCGUCAGAUUCUCAUGGGGUUUGGAGCUCCGAGACUUGUCAUGCGCGCUCCUUUGGGAGUACGUAGGGGAGACUUUGCGCAUUUUGCAACACAAAAUCCAGAUUCUACUUGUAACGUUUGAGAUUGUAACACCUGAGGGCGUUAUACCGUUUUCCAGCGUGGACAUCACCGGCCAGCCGACCCCCACCGAUUUCCGCGUCGGGAAAUCGCUGCCGCAAACGAAAAAACAGAAAUUUCUGCCGCACGCCUACGACGACAAAACGGGGAAGAUCAAGUUCUUCGGCGAGGAAAUGCAGGCAAGGAUCCACAAGGAACGGGAGGACUUGACGAAAGGGAUACUGGAACCCAGUGGAGCAAAAGAGACCGCGUUGAAGGAAACAUACGACAAGGAGGAACAGAAAAAGAAGGAGCAGAACCGUGCCCGCAUCAAGGCGAAAAAAUCAAAAGCCCGGGCCGUGAAGGCCGGGAAACGCAAUUUCGAGGUGAAGAAGGGGCUGCUGGCGAAGGCGCGGCCACCCACCGUGCUGGCGCAGUGGCCGAACUUGAUGGUGAAGUUGUACGACCUGCAAAAGCUCCGGAAACCGCUGCCCGAGGAGGAAGCGAUCAAAAAUCUGAAGCCGGGAAGGCUCAUCCAAGACCUCGAGUUUGGCGGGAUAAGCGUGCGCGGAUACCUCGACCCGGCGUUCACCAGGGCCAUGAACCGCUUUCAUCGGAAAGGGUAUACUUGAGUCAUGAUUUAUUCCCUGGUUCGAUUGACUAGAGAGUUCGAGUUGUUUUGAUUAGUGAUUGUGAAGCCGAGUCUCCAAGAACAAAGCGUUCUUGUGUAUACAGGUUAAUGGUUGAAUCAAAUGAUAGUGAUAGAACAUCAACCACGAAAUAAACAACAGCCCCACCCCGCUGGACACGCACGACAUGGUCGCAAACAUUUCCAUUCAGCCGGACUUGUUUGCGCAAAUGCGGAACCACGCGGAGCGGGAGUUUCAGCAGUUUCGGCGGGCGAUCUUCACGAAGAUCAACGCCUACACCGACUACGACAACGCGCGCGAGCGGCAGCGGAACUGGCUGGAGGAAGAAGUGGGUCGGUUCUAUUCCAUUCCCCCGUUUUCCCACUGGGACGCGCGCAUGGAGCUGUCCAAGCCCAUGGUGGGAAACCGGGUCGGCAACUACGCGGCGGGCACGCGGACGAAGGACGGCACGGUUUUCGACCCCCUGGACUACCAGGGGCGAGACAAGAAGGGCGAGCUGAUCGGCAAACCGGAGGGUGACGGAAAAACAGUGAGUAAGGACGGGAAAAAUAAAGUCAAGCUCCCGGAAGGAGGUGACGCAAGUCCGCUCGGUCCGAUCCCCGGCGCGAUUAAUCUCGGCACCAGGGAAAACUACUACGGUGAUAUCAACGGCGAGAACGCGGCCUUGUACCACUUCCAGGACGUUCCGCGCCAGGAGUUCGACACGCGGGACCGCACGCCGCCCCCGCGAAAGCACGGGUGGCUGCUGAAAGACCAGAUCGCCACCGCGGGGUUCGUGAAACGCACCGCGUUCGACGACUUGCUGACGAUGAACCGCAAGUACGGCGGGCAGCUGACGCUCCCGGAGCGGAAAGAGCUCGUGUCCAACGCCGCCGACAAGUAUCUCGCGCAGAUGCCCGAAAAGUGGCCGGAGGCCGCGGAGGGGAAGGGGAAGACGAAGGCCGUCAGUCGCAACCCGCUGAUCCAGCGCGGCCGGUGGCAGAACGAUCUAGACGCCAUGCAGACCGCCCACAUCAUGGACGAGGUCGGGAACAAUUUUGUGCUGCCGAUCCACAGCAAAACCGCUACGUUAUCCACCGUGUCCAGCGAGCGCGAGGCGCGGAACGUGUUGCUCUGGCGGUUUCGCACGAAACGUCGGCACCGGAACAACAAGCUGAGCAGAAUGCUCGAGCGCUGCGUCGCGCUCGGCCCGGUGAAGUCCAUGUGGCAUCCGCGCGCGGUCAUCCAAAGGCGCGACUGGUUUUUGAAAGGGAAAAGAAGAAAAGAUGAUGUCGAUUUGGAUAAAGCGAGUGAGAAGAUUUUGAAGAAAGAGGGCAAAGACUUCGAGAAGAAGCGGCCCGAUUUAGAUUUAAAAGCGGAGGAGAUCAUGGGAUUUGUGGUGAAAAAGGGGAAGGAAAAAGCCAAAGAACCUCCGGGAAAAAUCGACGUCCAUGAAGAUUCUGUCGAGGAAGACUAUUUCAGCUACGACGACGACGGCAAACCGAAAAAACCGGUCGCGAAGCGCAAGUUGAAGGAGUGGAAGCGGGGUUUGAAGGUGGUGAAGCCGGACGAGAAACAGGAAACCGUGUUCGGGGAUAAGCAAUUGAAACAGAAGCGAGAAUCCGCUGUUUAUAGAACCGAAGACGCGCCGAAACUGGAAGAGUUGCUCGAUAAGGUCGAGGCCGACAUGCGGUUUGACGAGGACUUUAUCGAAGAAACAAAAGUCGAUGAAUAUGAUUUGGACAAAGAGGUCUCUGCCACCGCGAAGGAUUUAAACUGGAAUUUAAGACGCGGUCGCAAAGACGUUUUGAGGACCGCAGGGCCGGACGAUUUGGGAUUCUUCAAGGCGUUGGAGAAGGAUCGGACCUACGUGGAGCACGAGCGCGGCCCCAUCGGCUACGCCGACUUGGUUGGUCCGGCUUUGUUGGACGACUUCGUGGACCGCUGGAGGAAGGGGAUCGAAGUGGUUCCGGACUAUUUACCGUUAGAUUUAACACCGGAGGCCGACGCGAAGCUCGCCAAACUCACACAGCCGAAGUUUGUGCCGAAACUCGCCAGUCUGGCGCAGUUCGGCCCGGUGCUGGCCGCGAAGGGUUUGGCGACGGGGAAGCGGAUUGACGGCAAGAAGUUGGACUUCGAUUUCGAGGGGUUAUCGCCUGAACAGCAACAGUACCUACUGGAUACUUUCGGAAUCAAGCGAGAGGAAUUACUCAUGCCCCGCGGUCCGGUGCGACCGUUACUCGGGCUGGAAAAAAUCGACGACCAGCCGGAGCAGUACAAAUUCCGGCCCCUGGAGCCGAAACGGCGCGGGCGGAUUUCCAUGGACGAUUUGUAUUUCGCGGACCAGGAGCUGGCCCUGAAAUUUGGCCAGAUCGACGAGCAGUUCAUGCUGGAGCCGGAUCAGUACGAGAUGGACUUGAACUUCAUCGAGCGCAAGGGCGCAGGAUUUGGCGCGAACAUGGAAGCGCCGGCGUUGGACGAGGCUUUGCCGAUGCUGCGGCCUUUGGAGCCUGUCGAAGACCCCGCGGACCUGACCAUGGGGGAUCUCGCGCCGCUCCCCGACGAGGCGCUGCAGAAGAUGCGGCCGGACGAGAUCGACACGGCGGAGUUGUUUGUCGACUACGGCCGGGAGGGUUUCGGCGCCGCACGGUAUCUAGACGAGGCGAAACGCAUGUCGAUCGUCGGGGGCGCGCAGCCGGAAAGGUUGGACGGCGGUAUGUUCCUUGACUACAGCGGGCAGGGCGCGAACCUGGCGGUGAAUGUUCAAGGGCUGGAUCAGCACAAGGCAGGGGAAAUUGAGUACGUCACCGGGCUGCAGCCGCUGGAGCAGCCGACGGGGUACCUGAUCGAGUACGGCCAGGGCCGCGGGGUCGUGGACCUGAACAUGCAGGACCCGGGCCUGGACCAGCCGCUGCGGUUCUCGCAGGUGGCCGGCAUGCAGCCCGAGAGGAUCGCGGACGGGUACUUUUUGAAAGAGGAGCGGAAGGGCUUCGGCUACGGACGGUACUUGGACGACGCCGAGCGGAUCUCCAUCGUGACCGGCGCGCAGCCGGAGCGGCUGCCCGACGGCUACUUCGUGGACAUGACGCGCCAGGGCUUCGGCUACGCGCAGUUCCUCGACGAGGCCGGGCGGAUUUCGUUCGUGGAGGGCGCACAGCCGCUGCCGCCGGUCCGGUUGACCCAGGAGUUGCCGGAGAUGGGAAGGAUUUCGUACGUUCCCGGCUUGAUUUCCCCCGAAACCAUCGCGGCGGGGGAAACGCUGGCCGGCCACGGUCCCGCCGAUCGCGUGCCGUACAUCGGGGAAGAGUUAGAGCCGCUGGACUUCGUGACCGAAAUGCAGCGGGGCGGGAAUCGGGGGCAUUUGAAGGACGGCACGACCACCCGGGGCUACGGGCCGGCCGACCGCAACUUGGAAUUGGUCAAGGAGGGCAUCGACCAGCCCCUGGGGCAGAUCGACUUCAUCACCGAGCAAAGGCGAGGCGGCAACCGCGGCCACCUGGUCGACGGCUACCAGUUUGGCGGCUACGCGGGGGCCGACCGGGUCGCGGAACUGCAGAAAACCGGCGCGGACAAGUUCACGCGCAUGUCCCAGGUGGACGCGCUGCAGGACGGCAUCAUCGACAAGCGGACCUUCGAGGAGAAACAAUUGGACGACCACUUGAAGGGGGGCCGCACCGGCGCGGACCGCGCGAUGGUGGUAGACGCGCUGAAGGCCGAAAACUUCAAAACCGCCGCGGAGGACCGCGCGCUCCGCCCCGAGGACAUCCGCCCCGAGGCGUCCCCGCAGUUCUCCGCGAAGACGCAGCAGUACAUCCCCGACGCGCCCAAGGGGUUUGAGGAGGCGUACAUGCUGAACCCGGACAAGUUGGUGGAAAAACUCCGCGACGACGUGAUGUUCGCCGGCGCGACCUACGGGAUAGGGUAUGGGUUGAACCUCGAAGCCGGUGCCUUAGACGGCACUGAGCGGUUGUUACGCCCGAAGGACUACGAGCAGCGCGAGCACAACAUCCCCGCCAUGGAGCGCGCCGCCGGGCAGCGGUUCGCCGUGGCGGCGCCGCAGGCGGGCGCGGGCCAGGAGGAGCAGCCGAAAUUCCGGCCGUUGGACCAGCGGAUGGAGGAAGCGCCGAUGUUCAGCGUGCGGACCGCGCAGAACGCGCUGGUGUCCGUCCCGCUGCCGAACGAGGAAGUCACCACGUUCCGUGCGCUGGACCGACGCUUUGAGCAACAGCCGAACUUCUCCGUCCCGACCCCGUACGAACUCCCCGCCCCGGCGCCAAUGGACGUGGACAUCCUGAACCGCCCGUUGCGCGUGCGCAUGGAGGAAAGCCCCGCGUUCUCCGCGCGGACGAACCAGUACCAGGCGGACGCGCCGCUGCCGAUGGACGAGGACAUGCGGUUGCGGAUGCUGGACUAUUAUCAAAUGCAAAAAUGUCUGGGUCUGGAAAGAUUCGAAUUUGUGAUGCGAAGUCUACAUCAUGAUAAAAUCUGUCAUGCGUGGCUAGCAAAAAGCCCCAUUUUUGGUUUCCGAGAGAGAGGAUUUGUCAUGCGGAUUAGGCAUUGGGAAAAGUGCUCAAAAUCUGUGAUGCUAGAGCUCACAUGCCAGGCGAUCUGGGUCAGGCAAAAACUGCAUGACAGAUCUCGCAUUCUUCCAGACCCAGACAUAUUUGCAAUCCAUAACUACCGCCCGGACGUCCAGCCCUUCCAGGCCCCCGCGCCGAGUCCAAUCUACGAUUUGCAGCUCGAUAGACCGCUCACGCCCCCGCAGCUCCUGAAGGCACAAAAGCCAGGGCCACCGGACCCACUACUAGUAGUGGACUUCGACCGGAACGCGAACAUGCAGGCUGUUUACCAGCCCGCGGUGAAACCGCGCGGUCCGGACAAGCCGCUGGCGGACGAGUCGUUGCGCGCGAACGAGAUGCUGCCGCUCCGGGAGUUCCGCCCGGCGACCGAGAAGGGCUACCGCGAGGGCGUGGAGGCGCCGGCGCCGUUCGAAGAGCCGGAGAAGUUUCGCCCGGUAGACAUCAAGGCGGUGCGGCCGAAGUCGGACGCGGGGUACGCGUAUCUGCCCGACGAGCAGGACAAAUCUCUCUUCCGCAUGGCGGCCUACCGGCCGGAGGUGAUCGACAAGUACAAUCCGCAGAUGGGUCCGGGGCUCCCGACGGAUGAGCUGGGCAUUAUGCGCAUGAAGGAGCAGCGUCUCGCGUACGACCGCAUCAUGGCAUUUGCGAAGCCCGAAGCGCCGAAGCCCAGCGCGGAACUGGGCAUCUUCCGCCCAAUGGACAUCCGUCCGGAAUUAGUUGAAGAGCGGGCGAAGGUGUCCGCGCCCGCGCCGGACGCGAAUCUGACCACGUUCCGCCCGAUGAUUGAGAGGAAGGAGGUUUCGGAUCGGUUCAACCCGAAAUUUGGCGCGGGGACGACCACAGAAGAGUACAUGUUCCGCCCGGUCGACUACCGGCCGGAGGUGAGCGACAGGUUCAACCCGAAAUUUGGCGCCGGAACCACGACCGAAGAGUACCUGUUUCGCCCGGUGGAUUACCGGCCGGACGUGACGCCGCGGAAGAUCGAGGCCCCGGCGCCGGCCGAGGAGGCGGAUUACUUUACCGGCAUGGCCUAUCGGGGGUACGUUCCGGGGGAGGAACGACGGAACAUCGGGCCCGGUACACCCGGGGCGGAGACGCUGAUGAAGCCGCUGGACCUGCGCCGGGAGCUUUCCAGCGACCCGCGGAGAAAUUUGCCGCCCCCGCUGCAGGGAGGGGAUAUGCGAUUGAUGGAUGCCAUGAUGCCACAAAAUAAUCCGGCGGCUGCGGUCGGUGCGAGGGAGCGCGCGCCACGAGCCUCUGCCGCGCAGAGGUCCGCGGAUUUCAAAUCCCUGCGCGCAAAUUUAGGUGCGUUCUUCGGUGCGGACGGUGUCAAAGCGCCGCCGAAGCCACAGGCGAAACCCGGUGGUCCUGCGCCCACCAAGCUCGCCGACCUGCCGGGCCGAGGCGGCAACGAGAAGGCCUUCGGGAAGGGCAAUAUGGCGGCCGCUGCGGCGGGGCUGGGCGGGUUAUUCGGCGGGAAGGGCGCGGCCAUGGCGAAGGCGUCGCGCGCUGCGGCUGACACUUCUCCCACGGCGCCACCGCGACCGGUGGCCCGGCCGUCGGCUGCAACGGCUGUGCAGCGCCCUCCGUCCUUUGGAAACGACCAGGAGGCGCCCGUACGUCCCGUCGGCAAACCCCCCGCCCCCGCGCUGGCCGGUCUCUUCGGUGCCAAGGGCGCAGCGAUGGCCAAGGCCUCCGCGAUGGCGCGUACCGCGGACGAGCUUGCGUCACCAAAUAAGGCCUCCGGAGGCGGCGGUACAAAUAAGGACCAGCAGAUAGAGGGCUCAGGCAUUCACCUGGUCAGUGCGGGAGGAAUGAUCUUCGAUUCCGGGCAGAGUGAAGGUCUGAUUUCUGGCGUCCGCGGCCAUAAGGACUCCGCGUACCAGACCGUUAUUGAACAGGAUCAUCGCAACUCAAAGAUACUAACCCACCGCAUGUCGUCACAGAGACUCACGGAAAACGAGGAAAUGUCGAAUGUUGACCACGCGCCGAAUAUUUUCGGUGGAUCGAUGAACAUUCAGGCGUUGCAGAAGAGCUUGAAGAAGGAGGUGGACGGGGACCUCGGCCUGACCCCGCGCUCCGAAGCGAAGCGGCGGGCGAUAGCAGCGCAGUUGGCGUUGCAGGUUGAGGAGAAGCAAAGAGAACUGGCGGAGAAGAUGACGAAAGUCGAUAAAAACCGACCACAGGACCUUCGGAUGCAGGACGAGUUGUCCGCGAAGUUAGGGAUAGAAAGCUACGCGCAGCGGCGGGAGCGACAGCGGCCCAAAGUGGGGAAUGUGAAGAAAAAUAAGAAGAUGGGGAAGGCGCUGGAGAUUUUGGAGGCCCGGGUCAAAGGGAACGUCGGCGUGAAAAAUAUCGACAUAGACGAUAUAGUGCACGGGGAGGAUGCGGAGUGAGAAAACUAGACUCCAGUGAUGCGGAGUUCAGUGAAAUUCAUUUCUGAACUUAGACUCAGGGUAGCACCCCCACCCUCGUGACGUGUUAUUGUGUGUGAAAUUCCUUUUUUUGUUUUGGGUUGUAAUAAGCUGCAGAAUACCCUUUUUCUCAAAUUGAAAUUACUAGCCAAAUACGGUGCGGC
This is a messenger RNA of Amoebophrya sp. A120, 13781 nucleotides long. The record is from the annotation of a GenBank genome assembly. NCBI's taxonomy places the organism in Eukaryota, Dinophyceae, Syndiniales, Amoebophryaceae.